AUGCAGGAUCUUUCACCAGGUCAAUCUCCUAUAGAUUGGUAUACAAGGAUGAAAAUAGCAUUAGAUGCAGCAAAAGGUUUAGAAUAUUUACACGAUAAAGCCAAUCCACCAGUCAUUUACAGAGACUUGAAAUCCUCAAACAUAUUGCUAGAUAAAGAUUACAAUGCAAAACUCUCAGAUUUUGGAUUAGCAAAACUUGGACCUGUGGGUGAUAAUACACAUGUUUCUUCUAGAGUUAUUGGAACUUAUGGUUAUUGUGCUCCAGAAUACCAAAGGACAGGUCAAUUAACUGUUAAAUCUGAUGUUUAUAGUUUUGGUGUUGUUUUAUUGGAGUUAAUUACUGGAAAAAGAGCAGUUGAUAUUACAAAGGAUGGCCAUGAGCAGAAUUUAGUUACUUGGGCGGAACCCAUAUUAAAAGACACAAGUAGAUACAUAGAACUAGCUGAUCCACUUCUUGAAGAUGACUUCCCAAAGAAAAAUUUCAAUCAAGCAGUUGCUGUUGCUGCUAUGUGUUUACAAGAUGAUGCAGCAGUUCGUCCAUUGAUUAGUGAUGUUGUCACUGCUCUUAGUUUUCUUGGUGAAGAACCCUACAAUGUUAUUGGAUUUAUUGGUUCAUCGCCAAUAAAUUACAACACUACUACUUCUCAAAAAUCACAAGUUCCAAUUGAUGAAAAUCAUAAAGAAGAAGAAGAAAUAUCUGUGGUAGAAAGACAAAGAGCUGUUGCUGAAGCAAUAGAAUGGGGUUCAAAUUCAAGAAACACAAUGCAGGAUCACUAGCUUCUUAUUGUGUUUGUAAAUUUGAUAUCUAAUUAGGCUUUUAUCUGUAUUUCAGUCGUCCAGAUAUAUCACUCUCACUUGUGGGAUCGCACUGAAUAUGUCGUUAUUGUUGGUGUUAUUGUUGGUCGUCCAGAGAAAUCAUGAGGAGAGGACGACGAUCUAGAGUAGGUUCUGUGAAUCAAAUUGAACAGGUUGCUUUUGCUCGUAUUAUGUAUAAAUA
Nicotiana tabacum (common tobacco) is the source of this 997-nucleotide messenger RNA. Lineage: Eukaryota; Viridiplantae; Streptophyta; Magnoliopsida; Solanales; Solanaceae. The record is from RefSeq and is a predicted model, not a curated record.